Molecule: messenger RNA, 1188 nt
Organism: Abrus precatorius (Indian licorice)
Lineage: Eukaryota; Viridiplantae; Streptophyta; Magnoliopsida; Fabales; Fabaceae
Product: transcription factor MYB56-like
Exons: 3
Coding region: 1-1188 (395 amino acids)
Biological process (GO): regulation of DNA-templated transcription
Cellular component (GO): nucleus
Molecular function (GO): RNA polymerase II cis-regulatory region sequence-specific DNA binding; DNA-binding transcription factor activity, RNA polymerase II-specific
Source: RefSeq, a predicted model, not a curated record
AUGAGUAACUCACUGCACUUCAACAGUGGUGGUUAUGAUUUUUGUGAGAACAUGAAUAUUUUUCCUUCACCUCAUGUUCCUUCCUCCGCUUCUUCUUCAUAUCUUGGAAUCCAACCUCCUCUGUGUUCAAACACUUUUGGGGUUAUGGUUCAUGAUGGGGACACCAAGUGUGAAAGGUCAAAUAUACCCUUUCAGAUUUUGAACCCCUCUGCGUUUGAUCCCCGAGAGGAAAUGGUAACAAGGGAAACCAAUGAUGAAGGGGAUGAAGGGGUUGAGAACACUGGGUUGUCUUUGAAACUUGGUGAGGGAGUUGAGUCUAAGAGUCGUUCUGGCACAGAGAAAAUUGAGCCCACUAAGCUUUGUGCUAGAGGUCAUUGGAGACCAGCCGAAGAUGCCAAACUCAAAGAGCUUGUUGCUCAGUUUGGACCCCAAAAUUGGAACUCAAUUGCAGAACAUCUUCAAGGAAGAUCAGGCAAAAGUUGCAGAUUGAGGUGGUUUAAUCAGCUAGAUCCUAGAAUCAACAAAAAGGCUUUUAGUGAGGAAGAAGAGGAAAGGCUCUUGGCUGCUCACAAAAUCUAUGGUAACAAAUGGGCCAUGAUUUCUAGGCUCUUUCCUGGUAGAACAGACAAUGCAGUGAAGAACCAUUGGCAUGUGAUCAUGGCUAGGAAGCAAAGGGACAAAUCAUAUCUGUAUAAAAGGAGAAAGACCACAUUUACAGUUCCAAAGGACUUGAAUUUGCCCUUAUCAAACAAUGCAGGCAGUGAAUCAACCAUCUCAAGCACCAUUCUUGAUGAAUCUGCCUCAACAUGCACUAACCUCUCUCUCACUCCCUCUUCAGCGAAGCCAACUCUUAGGCCUUUUCUUAACCCAAGUCCGGUUCAGAAUCACCAAGCCUAUGGAGCAAUAAUGGGUUUAUCUGGUAAAAGCAGGAUACCGACAAGAGAAGCUGGCUUUGACAAGUUUUUUGGUGCAUGGAAAGGUUCAUGUGAGGCUGAAGGACCCAUAGGAAGGCUCAUGGGUAUGGACCAAUCCCAUUACACACAUUCAAACUCAUCAGAAGUUUCAGUAUCUGAGUCAGUUGCCACCAACAGGACUACCAAUCUCUCAAUUUCUGGGGAAAGUGAAAACAUGGGUGAUAACAAGGAUAACAUGCCAUUCAUUGACUUUCUUGGAGUAGGAGCCACAUAG